Leptosomus discolor (cuckoo roller) is the source of this 357-nucleotide messenger RNA. Lineage: Eukaryota; Metazoa; Chordata; Aves; Leptosomiformes; Leptosomidae. The record is from RefSeq and is a predicted model, not a curated record.
GCGUUUAAAGAUACUGGCAAAGCACCUGUGGAACAAGAGGUAGCGAUCCAUCGCAUUAGAAUUACGUUGACGAGUCGCAAUGUCAAAUCACUUGAGAAGGUCUGUGCUGACUUGAUCAGAGGUGCUAAGGAAAAAAACCUGAAGGUGAAAGGACCUGUUCGAAUGCCCACCAAGACUCUGCGAAUCACUACCAGGAAGACGCCUUGUGGGGAAGGUUCCAAGACCUGGGAUCGUUUCCAAAUGCGUAUCCACAAGCGGCUCAUUGACUUACACAGCCCGUCCGAGAUCGUGAAGCAGAUCACUUCCAUCAGCAUUGAACCGGGUGUCGAAGUGGAAGUUACUAUCGCCGAUGCCUAA